AUGAUCAAGCAAUUUUUUAACCACUAUUCUCUGCCCAACACUAGUGUUAUACCGGAGCACAACUACACGGCCAACAACUCGCAACUCCUACCGCCGGACGCCCUAUGGAUCAAAUUCAACGUACCGGUGGGCGACCACAAUGCCAUGACUCCGGCCCCAGUGGUGACCAACACCAGUGGCCCGACACCGGUGGGGCCCACCGGCACAUCAGUGGAGCGCUACUACGCCUAUGUGUUCAAAGGGGAGCUCAUCAACCGGUACGACGAGAAGGCCGACCGACAGAUCUCAGAGAAGGCCACCUUUGAUCCGGAGAUCUUCUUCAACAUAAUUCUACCGCCGAUUAUCUUCAACGCCGGCUAUUCAUUGAAGCGCAGGUUCUUCUUCAGAAAUCUCGGUGCGAUCAUGGCGUACGCGUUCAUCGGCACCACCAUAUCGUGUUUCAUCGUGGGCUCAAUAAUGCGUGUAUUGGUGUCACUAAUGCCGGAGACACUCAAAGAGUUUUCAUUCAACGAUUGCCUGUACUUCGGGGCCAUCAUAUCGGCCACCGAUCCCGUGACAGUGUUGGCCAUAUUCAACGACCUGCACGUCGACGUCACGCUCUAUGCGCUCGUGUUUGGCGAGUCUAUACUCAACGACGCCAUCGCCAUAACACUCGCCGGCAGUAUUGACUCGUUUGCCAAACAUUAUAACUUGGGUUUUGUGGCCGCAGUGUUCCGGGCGUUUGGCAACUUUGUGUAUAUUUUUGUGCUGAGCUUUUUGCAGGGCUCGUUCAUUGGGUGCGCCACAGCCCUGUUGACCAAGUUUACCAAGUUGUGCGAUUUCCCACUGUUGGAGAGCUCGCUGUUUGUGCUCAUGUCGUACUCGACGUUCCUCAUGGCCGAGGCUCUCGAGCUUUCAGGCAUUGUGGCCGUCCUAUUCUGUGGCAUAUGUCAGGCGCACUACACGUUCAACAACUUAUCGGACGAGUCCCGGUCGCGAACCAAAUCGAUAUUUGAGCUGUGCAAUUUUAUAGCCGAAAAUUUCAUAUUCACCUACAUCGGUGUCUCGAUGUUCACAUUCCCGCGCCAUCUCUGGUCAUUUUGGUUCAUUAUAUUCGCUUUCCUGGCCAUAGCGGCCGGUCGGGCCCUAAACGUGUACCCCCUGUCCAUUAUAUUGAACUUUGGCCGACAAAACAAGAUACCUAUUAAUUUCCAACACGUCCUCUUCUUCAGCGGACUGAGGGGUGCGAUGGCGUUCGCGUUGGCCAUACGUAACACCAUAACAGAGCCGCGCCGACUGAUGCUGACGAGCACAUCGCUCAUCUCGAUCGUAACGGUCAUCGUAUGCGGCGGCUGUACGCCAGCGCUGUUGCAACAGCUCCGGGUGCCGGUGGGCGUGGAGGAGGCCGAACACGAGAUGCUACAGUUCUCGGGCGUACGCCGAUCCGGGUCAGCGCAGACGCCCCAAGACCUGCGCUCGCCGAGUAUUACGGGCGGUCAGGACGGGCCCACUCGCAGCGCCUACGAGAAGGCAUGGCUGGUCCGCAAGUGGUAUAACUUUGACGUAAGGUUUAUGAAACCACUGCUCACACAUUCCCGGCCAUCGCUUAUGGACACCCUUCCCGACUGUUGCCUACCGUUGGCCCGAUUGUUGACAACUACUCAACAGAUGAGCGCUGAUGAGUAUCACCGGAGGGACGACGAGGAUAGCGAUGACGAUCUGGUCCUACAGCCCGCCGGUGGGGGCGGAGGCGCCGGGGUUGGGGGACUACAGGAGUCCAACUUUUCGCGCACCAACUCUACGGACUAUCAGUCGACUGAGGAGUAUAGCCGGGAUACGGGUGCCUAUCUGACCAACUCUGUGAUCGCCACCACCGGCAACAAUGGCUACAACACUAGCAGAGGUGGAGCCGCGGAUAGUGGCCGACCGGCG
Medioppia subpectinata is the source of this 1911-nucleotide messenger RNA. The record is from the annotation of a GenBank genome assembly. Lineage: Eukaryota; Metazoa; Arthropoda; Arachnida; Sarcoptiformes; Oppiidae.